Anoplophora glabripennis (Asian longhorned beetle) is the source of this 955-nucleotide messenger RNA. RefSeq lists its product as uncharacterized. Lineage: Eukaryota; Metazoa; Arthropoda; Insecta; Coleoptera; Cerambycidae. The transcript has 2 exons. The coding region runs from base 8 to 922 and encodes 304 amino acids. The record is from RefSeq and is a predicted model, not a curated record.
UUCACAUAUGAAAAUGACGGAAUGGACAAACAAGAAGGUCUUCCACUUAAUUGAAAUGUAUCGCGAUCGCCCUGCGUUGUGGGACAACAAACACGAGCAUUAUAAGGACAAGGCCAAGAGGCAGGAGGAAAUGAGGAAGAUAGCAGCCUAUUUGGGCGAGAGCAAGGAAGAAAUCGAGAGAAAAGUAAAAAAUCUGCUCAGUCACUUUGCAAGGGAACUGAAAAAGGAAGGCAAGAGUUCGAAAUGCGGCACAAUUUCUAGUUAUAAGAGUAAAUGGUUCGCUUACGAAGCCAUGAUGUUUUUGAAGGACAAGAACAAGUCGAGAAGGACAAUAAAUGACGAGGAUGAGGUGAAUAGUUCGGAAGAAGACCAUAGUAUCGAUGAUCCCUCACAAAUCCCUUUCACGGAAGAUCAAACCGAGAAAAUCGAUAGAACCAAAACAAAGCAGUUCACAUCUCCAAAGGAAAUAUCGACGAGAAAAAGAAAACUCGAAAACGCCACCGAUGAGGAUAAUGUUUCUACGAAAGAAAAUUGGAAGAACCAACAAGACGAAUACACUCUCUUUGGCGAAUUGGUAGCAAUUAGGUUAAGACAGUUGCCAACGUAUCACGCGAAGAUUGUGGUUCAGCACAUUAUAAAUACAACUUUGUUCGACGCUCAGAUGGGAAAAUACAACAGCCCUAGUGACUUCCAGAACAAUUCAGGUUCAUUCCAGAUGCAGAAUAUUUAUCAUCCUCAAGAAACGAAGAUUCAUACGUCAAUACAGCCUCCAUCUCUUGAACCAUAUACGUACAUUUCUCAGUCUCAACCGGCGACGCCAGGUUCAGUGAAGCCUUUGUCGCCUGGAUCUUAUGGGUCUGGUUCAGAACCUCCGACACCUACAAAAAUAGAAGUACAGUCUCCCGAAUCUAUUGAUAUAUGAUUGUGAUAAAAUUAAUUAUAUAAACGAUAGAAU